Messenger RNA from Cladophialophora carrionii CBS 160.54, 3501 nucleotides. RefSeq lists its product as uncharacterized. NCBI's taxonomy places the organism in Eukaryota, Fungi, Ascomycota, Eurotiomycetes, Chaetothyriales, Herpotrichiellaceae. The transcript is spliced from 2 exons. Bases 1 to 3501 code for a protein of 1166 amino acids. The record is from RefSeq and is a predicted model, not a curated record.
AUGGUCAGAAUUCGGGUGGCCGCUCGUAUCUUCCCGGAAGAUGAAUAUCUCAACAACAUUCGACUGGGCAAGUCGAUUGCUGCACCAGUCAAAGGUGAAAAGCGCUUGGUGGUCGUUGUCAGAGAUCCGUACCAAUGGCAAAUGGGCACGCUGCUCCUCGAGAUCAAGAGGUCAUAUAAGAGCUGCUAUGGGCGCGAGCUACCAACUGUCAAAUAUCUGAAGGACACCGACGACUUCGACAUCUCUCCUCAAUCCUACGUUUCCGAUGUGCUGUUGGACGAGGGCAGAGCCCAAACUGAUGCGUCAGACCAGCGCGUCACGGUCAAUGUCGUCGCGGAACAGGGUCGGACGGUGCGCGAGGGCUCCGUCGCGGUGGGCAGCCAGUUGGAGGACCCUCGAUAUCAGAUGCAGCUCGAACAAACCUCGCGUCCGCCUAUUCCUACCUUCCCGGGUGUUCCCUCCCCACUGGGCAAACGCCCUUUCGAGCCCUCAGACGAGCAGCCUUCAAAUGCAGUAGGAGCAAAAAGAGCAAAGAUGCUUGAAAUACCAGAGGCGCUGAGCGAAGAACAUCAAGUGUUCUCCUCCAUUGAGCAAGAUGAGGAGCUUCAGGAGCCCACUGGCAUAAUCGUGGAAGCCACCCAAUACUCGAACCCAGACAAGGAGAAUGUCCGGCAUCAAAGUCUUGUAGAGCCAAAAGAUGAGUCUCCCGAGCUGCGGAGGUUGCUGCAGAAUGUCCCGCCAGCCACAGUCGACGAGCUCGAGAUGUUGACCGAACGACCCUCAGACUCCUUUUACACUCGGAAGGGAAAGGAAGAUUCAGCCCAAACGCAGGGUUCGCCCUCUUUAGGCAAGCUUAAUGGGAUCUCUAAGCCGACGGGCACUUUAAGCCAGCAGCUGCAGAAGCAGUCGCAGGCACCCGCGACACCUCCUUCGGAUACUUCUAGAAGACAGUCAAUUCCCGCCAGCCUGCAAAGGCGUCGAUCAGAAGAUGCGGCCAAGUCUUCUGCUCAGCCAUCGUCAGCGUCGGCGAGCAAAUUCAAGCGCAACGAUGUAUAUGACUACCCGGAGUCGGAAAUUGACGACUCACAGAUGUCACCACGUUCGAGGCAGGCACAACUAAGUCACAGAAAGUCAAACGAUCGGUUAUCUCGCAUCGAAGGUCUGCGAUCCCCGCAGGACGACAGAGUAGGCGACAGUGCGCUUAGCGUUAGUCAGGCGAUUGACACCCUGGACGACGAGUCGCUAUUUGAUGACGAGAGGCCCGUAGAGCAAACUUUCAAGACGCCUGAGAGCAUCCCACAGAAAGCCAGUGCUAGCCCCAGCAACGGAUCCGAAUCAAGUGUCUACGAGGAUCCCGAACAGGGAGAUGUGCCAGUUCCAGGACAUGGCAUGACGACAGAUGAGCCCAGCAGGAGGUUCCCUUCGAACGCUGUGCAAGUGAAUGUUCACGAGGAAGGAGUGGCUUCUAGCGCAGCAGCUUCCCAACCUAAGCAGGAUGCAGCAGCAGAAGAGCCACGGGACAAGCAAGCUCUAGCUCCCAUCCAACGUACUCGGGUUAACAAGCGGCCCAAUUCAGUCAAAGCUGAUGAGAGUGCCGGAGCGGGACCCCGAAGAGUAAAGAAAAGGCGCAAGCGUGACAGGUCGAGCGUGGAUGGUGAUGGGCGCUCGAGUUUGAAUGGUUCCGACAAUAGAUCUACACAUUCCGAUGCAGCCAAUGUCACAAAGUCCGCAGCAAAAGAGAAGAAGUCGGGUAUGGCAGCCAAAGUUUCUAGGACAACCGACAGCCCAGGAGAACAAUUGUCACAAGAUUUGCGAGAAUCGACCCAAAAGCUCUCCAUGGAAGCGUUGAGAAAGAAGCUUGGAAAUGAAAAGAAACGGCCACCUGCAACACCUAGCAGCAAGGACAAGCAAGCUGCGGCAGACGGCUCAAAAAAGAGCGAGCUGAAAACUCCCAAUGGCGGACCACCAGAGCAGACUCCCUCCACCGGGGCCGGUGGAAAGAUCGCCAAGAAGCUACAAGACACAAAUCAAGCCAGCUCUCCUCCCUCAGGCGUUGUUGUACAACGCGCACAGGAACAGGAAAACGAACGCAGCUCUUACAAACCGAGAAAGCCUCUUCCGAACUGGGGUUCAGAAGCACCAUCCGCUCUGACAAACAAGCAGCCCACAGCGAAAGACAGAGAAGAUAGGUUGUCUGUUGAUAAGCAGGACGACCCGAGGAAAAGUCCUUCUGCUGGUCUAGGUCUGACCGCCGAAGAAAUCAAGACCAUGGAAAGUCGCAAAAACAUGACCAAAGAGCAAUACGAAGCGGAGAAGAAGCGGAAACAGCAAGAGGCCAGGAAGCAGGCUGCGGCUGCUAAAAAGAAGCCAACCACUGAUAAAGCCGCGGUCAACCAGUCGAGAAAGGCGCCGGAACCAUCACCGGAAGACGCUGAGCCUGCGACAGCCUCGACAAAGAACAAGGCUCGCAAGAGCCUCUCUUCUGAGGAGGAUCCGAAACCAUCAGUGCAACAAAGCGCAAUCAACGCAUCGGUUGUCAAUCUCGAGAACGGACAGUCGAAAUCUUCCACCGUCCAUCCAGCCACUGGCAAAGCAAACUCUGUCAGACGUGAAUCGACCGGUGCCAGCUCUUCCAAAGGAUCCAACGCAGAGUCUAUGCUUCCACCAAAAACACCCGCAAAGGCUGCGCCCAAGAAUGCUCUUGCCAAGCCAGCUACCACUAAUAAAGAUCCCAAGCCCUCUACGCAGCAAUCUAAUGGGGAUAAACGGCCUGCAAAGACUCCCUCCAAAAGCCCAUCUGUCAAGUCCACUACUACCGGCAAGACACCAAAGGCAGCUCCCCAAAAAUCUCCGCCGGAGGCAAAGACAAGCGCAGUGACGAAGAAACCCGCCCCAACGUCGUCUAAGUCCUCGAAUAUCAAUACCAAAGCCACCACAACCAAGACACCAGCCAGAAUUACCUCGGCACCGGGACCCUAUAACCAGCGCCUGAGUGACCUUCGCGAGGUUGUCCUUAAAUCGAACAAAGCUCCAGAGCCCAACCAAGGUACCGUGCUCGCGCGCAUAAAGCAGAGUCAAAAGCCCCCGGUCUUUGAAGUCGACGACGACGACGAUGAUGAUGAUGACGACGACGACGAGGAGAGCGACUCUAGCGAUGAGGACCAGAAGCCCCAAGCUGCUGCCAAAGUGGGGGCUAGACGACCGGAGGUGAAAGUCCCGACCAAGCAACGUCGUUCGGAGAAUCACAAAGAAGACGACGACGAUGAUGAUGAUGAUGAUGAUGAGUCGACCUCUUCUUCAGAGAACGAAAGGGACAAAAAGCCAACGAACGGGAGAUUGUUGCUCGCCGGGCGGCGCACGAACGGCAUAUCGACACCGGUACCGGUACCGAAACCGAGACCGAGACAGACGCUGACACCGUCAGGACGACCAGAUCCAAGCAUUCGAGAUCAGAGCGUCGAGUCCGAUGACGAGGAUGCAGACGAAGAUGAAGACGAUUAA